Molecule: messenger RNA, 1512 nt
Organism: Aspergillus fischeri NRRL 181
Lineage: Eukaryota; Fungi; Ascomycota; Eurotiomycetes; Eurotiales; Aspergillaceae
Product: arabinan endo-1,5-alpha-L-arabinosidase
Exons: 3
Coding region: 1-1512 (503 amino acids)
Biological process (GO): carbohydrate metabolic process
Molecular function (GO): hydrolase activity, hydrolyzing O-glycosyl compounds
Source: RefSeq, a predicted model, not a curated record
AUGGCCGUACUGGUAGCUCUCUUCUGCCUUGUCACAUGGGCACUAUGUACUCGCAUACCGCAGUAUUCCACGCAGGGGACACAACAGCUGCAACAACCGGAAAAGACACCUCACCCUCAUCCUCGGCCUGAAGACCCUUUCCCACCCACGCAUGCGGCUGACUUUAAAAUCCAUGACCCGAGCAUCAUCCACGUCGAUGGCACGUACUACUCGUACAGUGUGGGCAAGCAUAUUCGCAUCCACCAGGCCCCCAGUCUCGACGGGCCGUGGAAACGCACCGGUACCGUCCUCGACGCGGACAGCGUGAUCCCCAAGGGCGACCGGAAAGCCCCCUGGGCGCCGCAGACCGUCCACCACGGCGACACGUACUACUGCUUCUACGCCGUCAGUAACUCCGGAUGCCGUGACAGUGCCAUUGGCGUCGCCACAUCCAAGUCCCCCGGUCCUGGCGGCUGGACGGACCACGGGCUGCUCGUGCAGUCCGGGACAGGGAAGGGCUCGGAUGAACACCCGUUUGCUAGCUCCAAUACCAUCGACCCGAGUGUGUUCGUUGGAGAGGACGGUCACGGAUACCUGAUGUUCGGGAGCUUCUGGUCGGGCAUCUGGCAGGUACCGCUAGACGAAACCCUGCUUUCGGUGGCAGGCGACACGAGAUCCGAGGCACGACAGCUGGUGUAUAUGGAGAAGGCGCCGCUGCCGGCGAGCAAACAUCCCAACCCGCUGUGCCGGGAGCCGUCGGGUGCCCGUCCCAUUGAGGGAAGUUUUCUCUCAUACCAUGAGCCCUGGUAUUAUCUCUGGUUCAGUUACGGGAAGUGCUGCAAGUUCGAUACGAAGAAUCUACCACCUCCGGGAAGAGAAUAUAGCAUCCGAGUUGGUCGAUCGAAGAGCCCCCGGGGGCCAUUCGUCGAUAAGCAAGGCAGGGACCUAGCUAACGGCGGCGGAGAGAUCGUAUAUAUACACCACAUCUAUACACCCUCAACCCUGGUUGCCCAGUCUAUCUCUACCGACACAAAGCGCAAACAUCACCCAAUGAACGCCGGCAUCUAUCACCCACAACAUGCCCAUCUAAAGUACAUCAACGCCCUCUUGUCUACCACCGUCUAUUCCGACCUUAGCUCAAACUCACCCCUCUUCCACCCUGUUCCCUUCACCACGCUUGUCCGCACUCGACUCUCGCCCCCUCACCUUCCCACUAUUCCCCUUCUUCGUCGUCCUCAACGGCGACAACAAAGGCGACGAAAUAACCCUCACAGACACAGCCACACCACCCCCGCCGGCAGCACUCUCAUCAACCGAACCCUGCCUCCCAGGAACAGCCAACGACGCCCCCUGUCCCCAUUUCCCCUCUUCCCCCCGACAAUCCCACUGCGCAUGCUUCCCGUCACGCAGACGCAGCGGGCCCUCCUCCCCCUCAACCUCAAACUCAAGACUAGGGCCGAGAUCCAGGACGCUGAUCUCGCUAUCGCUGAGGAGGAGACUCCUCCGUCGAGAAGGGUAUUGGUGGGCGUCUAG